AUGACCACAUACCGAAACAUGUACGCAUGGGAAGAGAUCUUAGGAGAACGCCUCCCGGUUCUGAUCUCACGUAUCGGUAUGAGUGGUGGUAAUACUGGGUCUGCUGGUCAGCGGCAACAGCAAACGGGUCCUAGAGCUUCUCGUUUUGCUGAAGGUCCUUUCGACGAGUCUGAAUAUGACAACGAUUCCGGUUCUGACUCCUCUGGAUCUACGCCUACGCCCGCCCCUGAAACUACUCGUGCCAAGAAACAGGAUGGAGAGAAUGGGGAGCCCAAGGAGUCCCAAGAGCCGCUUUACUUGUUUGUAGUAUUGCAUCUUUUGCUUUUGCUGGCUUGUUUGAUAUAUCUGGUUAUAAACUUUGGGCUGAGAUUGGGGUAUAAUGUGUAG
Molecule: messenger RNA, 387 nt
Organism: Talaromyces marneffei
Lineage: Eukaryota; Fungi; Ascomycota; Eurotiomycetes; Eurotiales; Trichocomaceae
Exons: 3
Coding region: 1-387 (128 amino acids)
Source: RefSeq, a predicted model, not a curated record